AUGCCAUCGUUAGUGAGAUUGUUGCUAACCUUAUUUGUAGUUAAAGAUGCUGUUAUCGCCUUGAUUCGUUGCAAAAAAUGUGACUAUAACUUCGAAGCGGACCAAGAGAUGUGUAAUCAAGAUUGUCUGGGAACACUCUGUUUCUACUUGGAAUACUAUUACACUCAACCUGAACGACUAUUCACGCGUAAGGGCUGCAUAAGUGGAGCAGCGCCGUCGACCGGCUGUCGACGUAACCAGGAUGGACAAGUACUAUGUUUAUGCGACACAGAGCACUGCAAUCGCGAUCAACUGCUGUUGUUGACGGGAACUCCUCCCGUACAGUUGCCGCUGCAAGUGUGCAAGCGCGAAUUAGUGAAUGGACUCGAACCGUCCAGCCGAUGGACGAAACCGUGUGCUGGAAACUUUUGCAUUUAUAAAAAAAGCAAGUUCGCCCUUGAAAAUGGGACAAAAGGAUACGCUCAUUCGAUGGAUUGCUCGACCAGUAGCGAUUUUGACUUGUUUUAUUCCCAAGUACCGUUUUCGAUAUAUCCAGAAUCUUGCGCAAAACUCGAGUACGGCGGUCAACCAGAUGAGACUAUCUGCUAUGGAUCAAUGUCUGAUGCGUCCGCGGCCGUGUUUUCUCAAGAAGCUCUGGUGGAGUGCCAUGCAGACUUUCUUUCCCGGCAUUUACCAUAUAUUCCAGUGAGGAAACUUUGCAAAGGGCAAUUCUGUGUAAUUGCAGCUUCUCACCAAGGAGAUGUGUAUCGGGGCUGUUUAACAUUGGAUCAGGAAAAAACAGAGCGCAAAAUCGCUCCAGGCUACUACCAAUCCUACAACGGAAUCGAGCAAUGGAUUUGUGCUGCAUCGAGUUGUAAUUACAAUCUCCAGAAAAUGGAAGAGUCAUGGCCCGAAGAGUUGGCUACGUUUAAGAAUAUAACACGGCUUCAAAUAGAUAGCCUUUUUGAGGAGCUAAAUACGGCAAGUGAUAUUUCGAGGCCAUUGAUCUUCGCUAUUUUUCAUUUAUUAAUAACAUAUAUUAUUAUGAGAGUGAUCAAAAUCUUGCAGCGAUAUUCGAAGCCAAUGCAAUUAGCCUUUAUGGAGUUUGAAGCUGCUUUCGAUUCUCUUCACCAAGACCGUCUUCUCAACGCGCUUCGAGCCGAUGGAGUCCAAGGAAGGUUCGUUCGCUUACUUGAUGACAUGAAUCAACGAACAAGUGCUGCAGCGGAGGUGCAACAGCGUUUGAAACGGUGGCUAAACAUGGCUGUAGCACAAUCAAGGUACCCUGUGACUGAUCUCGACUACCCCGCCGACGUUGUUACAAUCGCGGAGAUUAGAACGAAGCUUCAACCUUGUAUCGCAGCUUUUUGCCCCUACGCGCUAAUAGACUUGGGUAACAUCAUCUACGAUAAUGAAGAAGCUUGA
Molecule: messenger RNA, 1404 nt
Organism: Necator americanus (New World hookworm)
Lineage: Eukaryota; Metazoa; Nematoda; Chromadorea; Rhabditida; Ancylostomatidae
Exons: 11
Coding region: 1-1404 (467 amino acids)
Source: RefSeq, a predicted model, not a curated record